Messenger RNA from Archocentrus centrarchus (flier cichlid), 4377 nucleotides. Its product is annotated as gastrula zinc finger protein XlCGF57.1-like. The record is from RefSeq and is a predicted model, not a curated record. The coding region runs from base 112 to 1947 and encodes 611 amino acids. Lineage: Eukaryota; Metazoa; Chordata; Actinopteri; Cichliformes; Cichlidae. The transcript is spliced from 3 exons.
UGUGCUCGUGCAACGUCAGAGGCUAGCUGUUAGACUUGUGUUAGCUUAUAUAGGCUCGAAAACGGUUGUGUUUUCGUAUAGCGGGUAAAUCUUUGAGCUGUUGAAGUAACAAUGUGUUCAGUUGAGUAUCUGAGAGAGUUUGUUAACGAAAGACUAACUGCUGCUGCAGAAGAAAUAUUCGGAGUCUUUGUUAAAACGAUGGUCCAGAAUGAGGCAGAGAUCAAUCAGCGCAGACUGCAGGAUAUCACCGUGAAGUUCCCCAAAAUAAAGUUACACAGAAUAGACCUCUCACAACAACAUCCUAGCAGUACAGAAGAGGUUCUCACAGAGCAGCAGCUCUGUAACCAGGAGAGGACCUCCAGUCUGGACCAGCAGAAAGCAGAGCCUCUGCUGAUUAAAGAGGAACAAGGGGAAGACUGUUCCAGUCACGAAUCAAAGCCGCUUGUGUUAAAACAGGAGACCAGCAGCUUUUUGGUGACUCUUACUAAUAAGGAGAAUGACCUUAGUGAACCUGAACAAAACAUUAACCAGUUCCUCUCUCAGAAUUCUGCUAUAGUGGAAACCAAAGAUCAGGAAGGAACUAAACAUGUAGAAACAGAAUCGACAAACAGUGCAGAGCUGAUGCCAAAGAAGAAAUGUCACAGAAACAAAGAUUACAAUGUAGACAGCUCUGCCACGUCAGGGAGUCACUGUAACACAGACACAGACCUCCUCCAGCAGUAUGCCUGUAAGGAGGAAGUUCUUGAAGAUUUGUACCUAUUUAACCUGCAGAACUCUGGUCUGGGCCAGGAGGACCUAGGAUCUGCUCAGAUUAAAGAGGAAUGGGAGGAACUCUGCACAAGUCAGGAGAGAGAGCAGCUUGUACUGGACCAGAAAACCAAUCCUUUAACAGUGACUUGCAUUUAUGAGGAGAGAAACCACUGCCCGCCAAAACCAACCAGUCACCUGCUCCUUUCUCACAACUCUCUGCAUCACAAAAGAACUUCCACAGAUGAGAAACCAUAUUCCUGCAACGCUUGUGAGAAAAGGUUUAAAUAUGCAUCAAAGCUAAAAAUGCACAUGAGCAUUCACACAGGUGAGAAGCCGUUCUCUUGUGAUGUAUGUGGGAAAAAAUUCAGGAGAAAGGAUAACUUAUUGGUCCAUAUAAGAACUCACACAGGUGAAAAGCCUUUUACCUGCAAUAUCUGUGGGAAAGCAUUUAGGGACAGCUCAAAUUUGAUCUAUCACGUUAGGUUUCACACAGGUGAGAAACGAUAUUCUUGCGAAACAUGUGGAAAAAGAUUUUAUCAUAAAGGUAAUUUGACUGUCCACAUGGCAACUCAUACAGGUGUAAAGCCUUACCACUGCAGCACGUGUGGAAAAAGAUUUGCUUGCUUAGCAAACUUGAAAAUUCAUAAAAGAACGCACACAGGUGAGAAGCCAUAUUCUUGUGCAGUAUGUGGGAAAAAUUUUAGUCAGAGUACAAAUCUGAAAUUCCACACAAAAAUCCACACAGGUGAAAAGCCGUAUUCUUGUAAAACCUGUGGAAAAAGUUUCAUUCAAAUGAGGGACUUGACUGUCCACAUAAGGACUCACACUGGCGAGAAGCCGUAUUCUUGUGAAACGUGUGGCAAAAGUUUCAGUCAGAACAGUCAUUUGAAUGUCCACAUGAGAACUCACACAGGUGAGAAGCCAUUUUCUUGCAAAACAUGUGGUAAAAGUUUCAGCCAGAAUAGUCAUUUGACUGUCCACAUGGCAUCUCACACAAGUGAGAGUUCUUAUAAAACAUUUGGAGAACGUUUUACUCAAAGUGGUCUGACUGUUCACAUGAGAACUCACACAGCUGAGAGGCAGCACCUUUGCGAGGCCCCCAGCAAAGGUUUCAGUUCCAUGUCAGCACUGACAGAUCACACCAGGAUCCACACGGAUGAGGGGGCGUAUUCUUGCAAAACAUCCGAGAAGUUGUAGUCAGAGCAGUGACUGAUGGUGUACGUGAGAAAUUACGAAAAUAAAAGCUUCAAAGCUUAAGGACGAGGUCCAUUCCAUGAGGUCAGUAGUGAUGAAUUGCUGCCCUGCAGCAGUUGAUAAAGAUUUAGAGGCAUUGAAAUGAAAAUAUCACGUGGGUCUCCUCAGCAGAGAGAAUUUAUACUCAUGUGAAUCUUUGGAAAAGUUUUGCUCAGAAGGGCGAAUUGUUAAGAGAACGGGACGCCAUGAAAGGCCUUGCAGCAUACGUGAAAAAGAUUUUACCUUUAAUAAAACGCUUAAAAAAGGCCCCUGAGAACUGACAGCAGUGAGAAAUCAAUAAUAUAGAGUACUGUGUAAAAUUUUGACCAUCCCUCAGUUCUUUAUAUUUUGCUUCUAAGAGGCCAGACUUUAUUGUAAUAUUUUCUUGUCCUAUGGGAAUGUUUUGUUAAGCCACAUAACACAGAGUUAUGAAUCAUUCAAGUAUAAAAAGGCACGUGUCUCAAGGGAUCAGUCAGCGUUGUCUACACAUAACAAUUUAGCAAAGAACAGAUUUAAAUUGGAUCUUUAUACACAUUGUUAGUAGCAGCUUGUCAAAAUAAAAAUACGUAAUUUUUCCCAUUUUAAUUUCUUAUUUGAAUCUCUGAAAAAGGCAACAAUAGCACUGUUUGACAGGCAUACAAUAGUAUUUUUGCACCAACAAAGAUCUUUUAGCUUAAAGCUGGAAAUGUUGUGGGCUGUGUGUCCUCCAGUAAUUUCAGGAAGCUAGACAAACAAGUAGAUAACAAAAGAAGAAAUAGCAGGCCUGAAAAAAAAAUCUGAAAGUCAUGUCCUUAAGAACGUGAUUGUCUCCUCUGAUGAAGCGUACCAUUAUGACCACCUGCCUCAUAUUGUGUUGGCUCCCCUUUGCUGUCAAAACAGCCCUGACCUGUCAAAGCGUGGAUUCCACUAGAGCCUGAAGCUGUGCAUCUGGCACCAAGCACCAUUGGUGUCUGACACCAAACAUGUUAGCAACAGAUCUUGUCUGUCACAUCCCACAGGUGCUUGAUUGGAUUGCGAUCUGGAAAAUUUGGAGGCCAAGUCAACACUUGAAGCUUGUUGUGCUCCUCGAAUCAUUCCUUGACCAUUUUUGUAAAUAGGGUGUACGUGGUCUGUAACGAUGCUUAGGUAGGUGGUAUGUGUCAAAGCAACAUCCACAUUGAUGCAGAACAUUCCCCUUAAUGCAUCCUGGCGCUAUGUGUUCCCCAGGUAAGCAACCCACACCCAUGCGAUGUAGAAGAAAAUGUGAUUCGCUUUCUUCCAUUGCUCUGUGGUUCAGUUCUGAUGCUAACAUGCCCUUUGUUGACGGGUCACAUUUCUGACAGAAGCAGGAUUAACAUUUUUGGCAGUUGGAGCUACAGUAGGUCAUCUGUUGGAUUGGACCACACGGGCCAGCCUGUGCUGCCCAUGGGCUACAGUGAGCCUUGGAUGGGAGCACUCCCAAAUCUGCGGUCGUCUAGCCAUCACAUUUUGGCCCUUGCCAAACUUCCUCAGAUCCUUACUCACCCAUUUUUCCUGCUUCUAACACAUCAUUUUGGUGACAAAAUAUUCACGUGCUCCCUGAUAUCCCACCCACUAACAGGUGCCAUGAUGAAGAAAUAAUCAGUGUUACGUCAUCUGUCAGUGGUCAUAAUGUUAUACUUGAUCAGUGUAAAACACGUUGGAGGCUCUGUGAUCAUUUGGAGCUGCAUUUCAGCCAAUGGUGUUGGGGACGUUUAAAAAACUGAUGGAAUUAUGAACAUAGAAAAGUACCGUCAGACUUCUGAAAAGUGUCAGAUUUGAUAGUAGCUGUUUUUUUUUCCCAGCAUGACAAUGAUCCCAAACACACUGCCACACAGUAAAAACAUUAAAAUCACUAAAUGGAGCCAAUACCAUACCCACUAUACCUUCUUUUAAUAAAGGGCUGCAGCUCUUUUUCUGGCCAAAUACAAAGAAAUGAGUGGUUGCUCAAGACUUUGCACAGUCCUGUAGUACUCUGUCAGAAUAUAUGUAUAAUAUAGUUGCAUACUUCCUAUUGUAAUUUUGUAUAUACAUACUCUACAUUAUUCAUAGAAAAAAGGUUAAGAGGGAGGUCAUUAGCUUAUAGCAUCUAACUGUAUCACUCGUGUUUGGAAAAAAAGAAAUAACUGCCAUGUUUUCUUUUAUUUGCCAGAUAAACAGACUUCUUUUUCUUGUUGCUGCCAUCAUUUUGGUUUGUGCAUGUACUUUAACUAUUUGAUCAGCAGCUGUCAUAGUUUUCACUCUGUGUGGUCAUUUUUCUUCAAACCCUACCUCAGAAAUUUGUGAAUUUUGGAACUUAUUUGUUGAGCCUUUUGUUUCUGUUUUUUGUGAAUGCUUAAACUUCUUUUCCAGGCUUGUUCCAUGUUUUCAAUACAACAUUAAAAAACUGAAGAUGUG